Molecule: messenger RNA, 1554 nt
Organism: Nicotiana tabacum (common tobacco)
Lineage: Eukaryota; Viridiplantae; Streptophyta; Magnoliopsida; Solanales; Solanaceae
Source: RefSeq, a predicted model, not a curated record
AUGGCGGACGACGAGGUCGAUCAAUUACCUCAUAACCAUCCUCUUUUCCUUCGAGAUUCUAACAUGCUCGGAACAUCACUGAUAUCGCUAAAGCUCACAGGGCCAGAGAACUAUACGCUGUGGAGUAGGGCGAUGAAGGUCGCACUUUUGGUGAAGAACAAGCUAGGGUUUGUGGAUGGAAGUUGCCCUAAGAGCUCAUACAGAGGCGAGUUAGCUGCACAAUGGGACAGGUGUAAUGUGGUAGUACUUUCAUGGCUCAGUAGCACAGUAUCAAGCGAAUUGGUAUCGAGUAUUAUGUACGCUGCGAGUGCAAGGAAGGUUUGGGAUGAAUUCAAGGAGAGGUUUGACAAAGACAAUCUGGCUAGGAUUUAUCAACUCUGGGCAGAAAUUGCGACACUUAGACAAUGUACAAAUUCAAUUACCUGGCUAGGAUUGAUUGUGAAGAAUCAAGGCCAUAUGUCGAUCACUUGGCAACCAUGUGGAUACAAACCUUAUGCUAACACUGUGAAUGCAGAAGGAGAAACAUAUGUCAAAGUGCAUAUUCCAGGAAGCUUUAUGAUAGAGGAGUACUACAAACGCUUAGUCAAUUUUUUGACCAAAUCCUCUAUUGGAGAAGGAUCUGUUGCUGCAACAAGUUCAUCAAACAUGGCAGGUAUAGUGUCAUUGCUAUCUAAUGUAUCCAAUAGCAGGAUAUAUGAUUGGAUAAUAGAUGCAGAUGCAUCACAUCAUAUAGCAUUAUACAAAGAAGUAUUAGAAAGUCUUAAAGAAAUUGAAGGUGAGAACAAUUAUGGAGUAGAGAUACCUACAGGAGAUAAGUCAAAGAUCACACACUCAGGAGAUGCCCUUAUUUUGGGUAAACAAAAGAUAACAAAUGUGUUACAUGUGCCUGAUUUUAAAUUCAACCUACUUUCGGGGCUCUAUAAUGGCAAGGUGUUGGGGAUUGGUAAAGAAGAUAGUGGACUCUACAUACUUAGAAGGGAAGGAGUGGUAGCAGCUAAGAUUUCUAAAGAGGAGAUAGCAGAUACUAAAUUGUGGCAUCAAAGAUUAGGACAUGCAUCAUCAAGUACUUUACAACAACUAGAGGAACAGAAGAAUAAAGUUGAUCAUUCAAAGAGUGAAGUAAUAGUAGUGUUGAAAGACUUCUUUGCCUUGGUUAAAAACCAAUUAAACAUAAUGAUUAAGACUAUAAGAUCAGAUAAUGGCACAGAGUUUUUCAACACUCAGUGCAAUGAUCUGUAUGUAUCUCUAGGUAUUGUGCAUCAAAGCAGCUGUCCAUAUACUCCAGAACAAAAUGGAGUCGUGGAGAGAAAGCAUAGACACAUUCUAGAGGUAGCAAGGGCUUUAAGAUUCCAAAAUGGUAUACUAGUGAAGUUCUGGGGAGACUGUAUGAAAACAGCUGUGUACUUGAUCAACAAGAUGCCUUCAGAUAUCUUGAAAGGGAAAUCUCCUUUUGAAUUGUUGCAUAAGAAGCCACCAAAGGUGGAUCAUUUAAGGGCGUUUUGUUGUUGUGCUAUGCAAGAAUAUUACCUAAAGGUGACAAAUUUGCUCCAAUAG